UCCGGAAGACUACCCUGGUCUUCUUGGGAAGACGCCUCUUUUAGACUAUAACCCCUCGUUGCACAUAGCGAUGUAGAGAUGUUUAGAUCGAAGGUUUUCUGAUUAGAGAUUAGUCCAUGGGAUAGAGGGAUGGAGAGGCUAGAAGAGAAGGAUGGAUAGCUGUAGGGGAAGAAGAUAAGAAGACGAUGGGUGGCACAUACUAUUUCCAACCGGUCAGAAGCUGCGCUUGAACGUGCUUCUGCAGAUUUUCGACCCCCUUGUUUCGGAGGACGAAAAGCAGCAACAGCAGUCAUCUUUCUAUCCACAUGUGAGCAUCUGAAUCCUGUCGUAUAUAAUUCGCUGAAUACACAGUUAGGGUUCCCAGAGCCAGAGCCUAAGCCGUACGCGUGGAUGACCUCAGUACACAUCCUAUGAACACUAUAAACCUUAAACCCACCAGACAAGCAUGCACCAACAUCACCAUGAGUGAAAGAAACCCCGAGCUACGCUUCCCAUCUCCCAAAGUCCCGCCUCGGUUCUUCAAAGCAUGCCGCCACUGCAGAAAGCAGAAGAUGCGCUGCGACGCACGCCAUCAGCUACCGUGUUCGCGAUGCCGCUCUACCGGCCGAGACUGUAUCCUUGAUACUAUCGAAAAUGAAGACGGAACACGGCGUAGUGGACGCCAGAGGGCUGCUACUGCUGCGAAUUCGCAGACACGGCGACAGCGGAUAGCUAGUUUGCCCUGGGAACAGCAGCAGCAGCAGCAGCAGCAGCAGAGUCACUCUCGGACGCCUUCGUCGAGAGAGAUGGACUAUUCUCCGGUUUCUGGGCGAGACGUUGGUGUAGAGACGACUCCCAUGGACGGGGUGGAUGAGCUCCCACCGUCCCAGACGACGACGACCGACCAGCCCGGUCCUGAAUCCCAGCAGCUGAACCCCAGCGAUAUGAUGGCGCCGGUGUCUGUUGUGCACUCGAUGUCGGUUAAUCUUCUAGGGUCCAGUAAUAUUUUCAUGGAAAACUUGUCCAGGACCGAUCUGGACAGCGACGUCAUCGCUCGAGGUAUAAUUAGCGAAGAGCGUGCGCGAGUGAUGUACGAGAGAUUCAUGGGCGGAAGCAAGAACUUCCUACCUCUAUUCGACCCCAUCCGCGACACCUUCGACUCCAUCCGCUCGCGAUCCCUCUUCUGCUUCUCAGUGAUCAUGUACCUAGCCAGUCGCUCCGCAGUGGAAAUGCGCAGCGACACGCACCUACAGCGCGUCCUCCAAGACGAAGCGCAGCGCCUGGCGGAGGAUAGCUUUUUCGAGCGCCCGACCAAGGUAGAGACGGUGCAGGGCAUGGUGCUACUCGCAGCGUACUCUGAAAAGACGUGGUUCUCCACGGCCCUGAUCUUGCGCACUGCGUUGGACUCAGGACUCGAGAAGUCCCUAGACCGGUUGCUCUCGCAGGAGAACGUCCCGCGGAGCUCUCUGUCGGCAACGAUGGAGGAUCGCAAGCUGGUGUGGCAGACGAGGACGUGGUUGAUCAGUUUUACGCUGGAGCUGGACGUUGCGUCGGGCACGGGGCGCAAGUCUCGUAUUGCGGAGGUGAAUGUUGCUAAGUUGCGCAAGUUUCUGGAGUAUCCGCUGUCGCUUCCGUGUGAUAUGCGGACAGUGUCUAUUAUAGAGAUUCAUCAGCUGCGUGGGCAAUUUCGUGUGAUCAUUGAGAAUUCAAUGACGAUUCAGGACAUUGUCGCGACGCAUCUACCGGCGAUCAUGACGAGGCUGCAAACGUGGUGGACGACGUGGGAUGAACUCCACGAUAGUAAUGGAUUCCACGCGAGAGCCUUCCAGCGCUGCAGCCUCAAGCUCAUGCUAAACUAUGCCAAGAUAUUCGUCUUGUGCUCUUCCUUAGCUCGGAUCCAGAAAUUACAGUCUGGCCCUGACUCAGGAGAAAUGGGAAAUGGCCCAGGAGCUACGAAUCUGUGGCCAUCGCUCGUGACCACAAUCAUGGACCAACUAUCCUUUUGGAUCAUGGAGACAUCCUACCGCUAUCAAUUCCCAUGGGCGCCAACAUAUCCAGCUCUAACAGUUGCCUUUGUCACAACAUUCGCACUCCGAAUCGCCCGCUGGCGCCCCUCCCUAAUUGACCAACCCCAGCUCCUAGAAAAAGCAGAAAAAAUCUGCGACUACCUAAAGCAGCCCCCUUACCCAGACAUCCACCGCGCGGUCUCCCUUUUCGUAACAUACGCACGAGCCCUCAUCUCCAACCAGUGUCUUCAGCCCGACAGCACAGACAUAUCAGACCAAUGCGUUGGCCAGGAAUCAUCCGGCGCCAGAGAACCAGACAUAUCCCUAAUGAACCUCCCCCCUCCUCCUCCUGCUGCCGCUGCUCCUCCUCGGGACCCACCACCAGUAGACUGCCAGGGCCCUAUGACAACGGGACCCACUAUCGCGCAGACCGACAAAGACACCACGAGCAACCCAACGAAUGACAGGGCUAUUCCUCCUCUCCGAACUCCCGUGCAGGGCUUGCCGGGGACAGUGGAGUUCCCGAACUGGACGUUGUCGAAUUCGAUUGCGGAUUCGUUUGGGUUGUUUGAGGAGGAGCAGAAUGAUAUUUUUGAUUUUUUGCCCGUUAUGCCGGGUAUGCCUCAGUGAUAUGACCGACUUGUUUGGACAUUUGGGGAAGGGCAGAGUGAUAAGGUAUUUCUGGCUUUUUACCUAUCAUGCUAUCUAUACGCAUGACAGAUGGAGAG
Molecule: messenger RNA, 2713 nt
Organism: Aspergillus candidus
Lineage: Eukaryota; Fungi; Ascomycota; Eurotiomycetes; Eurotiales; Aspergillaceae
Product: Zn(II)2Cys6 transcription factor
Exons: 8
Coding region: 411-2615 (734 amino acids)
Biological process (GO): regulation of DNA-templated transcription
Cellular component (GO): nucleus
Molecular function (GO): zinc ion binding; transcription cis-regulatory region binding; DNA-binding transcription factor activity, RNA polymerase II-specific
Source: RefSeq, a predicted model, not a curated record